UAGGGGCCCUUUUGGGGGUCUGGAAUAAAUUGCAUUAAUAACUGCCUGUCCUCAUCGGAAGAAUCGCCAUGACCUGAUUUUUGUAAUCUUUCUUCUGUCUGGCUUCUUGUCCUUUUGUCCAUCUUCGUCUUCAAUUCCACAUGUUGGACUAAUUCCAUUCCUUUACCCUCUUAUUUGGCUUCAUCUCUCCCAACCUUGACAGAUCAUGGCGCUGGCUGGAGAUCAGCGGAGGCAGAUCCUCAAGGUUCUUAUGACAUCGCUUCUCUUGGAUUUGAUAUCCUUCACUUUCAUUCUUCCGUUGUUUCCCUCUCUACUUUCUUUCUACCGAAACCAAGAUCCCGCCCCCAACUCUCUUUUGAACCGGGUUUUCCACUAUCUGAACGCAUAUAAGAAUUCCUUUGCUGGAUCAAUCGAUUCUCGCUACGAUAUUGUUCUCCUCGGGGGCGCGUUGGGGUCGCUAUUUUCCUUUCUCCAGGCCAUUGCCGCUCCCUUCAUCGGCCGUCUUUCUGACAAACAUGGUCGCAAAACGGCUCUCCUCUGCUCGAUGGCUGGCAACACCCUCAGUGUCGCUCUUUGGGUUGCGGCAACGGACUUUCGCACUUUCCUUGCCAGUCGCAUUGUGGGUGGCUUGAGUGAGGGCAAUGUUCAGCUGGCCAAUGCCAUCGCCACGGAUAUCAGCGAUGAGAGCCAACGAGGAUCAACCAUGGCGCUUGUAGGCGCUUGUUUUAGCAUUGCUUUUACUUGUGGGCCGGCGCUGGGAGCCGCGCUGUCGAACAUCACCACCGUUGCUGCGAAUCCGUUUGCGACUGCUGCGGGGGUUUCUCUCCUCCUUAUCGUCGUGGAGACAGUGUACCUGUAUUUCUGUCUUCCAGAGACACACCCCCGUCUCACCAAGCUUAGACAUUCGAAGCCGACCGAGGCUGCGGCUUCAGAAAACAUCAAUAACACCUCUUCUACUGCUAAGACCCCCGCUCCACGGAGACAUACCAACAAGCCGAGCUUGCUCAACUUCCUCCACCUGCUUUUCCUCCUUCCAUUUUCGGGCCUGGAGUUCUCCCUCCCCUUCCUCACUGCGACAUUUUAUGCCGGAAAUAAGGCCAGUCCUUCCGCAUUGAAUGGUCGUCUGUUGUCGAUGAUGGGUUUAAUCGCAUCUUUGCUUCAGGGCACUGUCGUCCGCCGCUUGCCACCUCUCGUGACCGUCCGCGCCGGUGUCGUGGCCUGCGCAAUCGCAUUCUUCUUACUGGCGCGUGUGCAGUCUAUCGCGGGACUAUAUGGUGCUGGUGGUCUUUUGGCCAUCACAAGCGCGACAGUGGUGACGGGCUUGAACAGCCUGGGUAGCUUUGAGGCACAGGAAGGCGAGCGUGGCGCCGUUCUGGGCCGCUUGAGAAGCUGGGGCCAGGUAGGACGAGCGGCAGGCCCGCUUUUGUUCUGUUCGCUUUUCUGGUGGGCUGGGCGCGAAAUCGCCUAUACUACUGGUGGCUUUGCUAUGCUGGUUGUCUGUGUGGGAGUCUUUACGACUUUGAAGUCGCCUCCUAUCCAGACGGCCCCCAAAGCCAAGAAGGACAGCUAAACACUUUCACAUCCGGUCUGGUCUGUACAUCAUGUUUUGAAUCAUUUGGGCCUGUGGCUGGCAAUGUGUUUUCAAGUCGAAUGUAUCUUAAAUGUCUUCGUCCUAAGUUGGACUUUGUACUGUAUAUAUGUACCAAUAGAUUUGACAACACUCUUUUGGAGCCCAGUACAGAGUAGAAAAUAUGUAAGUCUGCAUAAUCAAAAUGACACAUAAAACAUGGAAUAUACUAGUACAA
Molecule: messenger RNA, 1805 nt
Organism: Aspergillus wentii DTO 134E9
Lineage: Eukaryota; Fungi; Ascomycota; Eurotiomycetes; Eurotiales; Aspergillaceae
Product: putative tetracycline transporter
Exons: 3
Coding region: 206-1570 (454 amino acids)
Biological process (GO): transmembrane transport
Cellular component (GO): brush border membrane
Molecular function (GO): transmembrane transporter activity
Source: RefSeq, a predicted model, not a curated record